Molecule: messenger RNA, 9369 nt
Organism: Lepidothrix coronata (blue-crowned manakin)
Lineage: Eukaryota; Metazoa; Chordata; Aves; Passeriformes; Pipridae
Gene: MYPN
Product: myopalladin
Exons: 20
Coding region: 262-4293 (1343 amino acids)
Source: RefSeq, a predicted model, not a curated record
UUUACGCCGCUCAAAAUAACUUGGGACCUGCAAACUGACAAACGCGAUCGCUCCGGUGGUGACAGGUCGUCCGGCUCCUCACAGCCAUCCUCACAAUAACCAAGGUUAACUUCCUUCGCUCCAUGGACUCCGAACUGCUUCUGUUCCUGAGGACCUGAAGGAUUCCCUCGCUUCCGUAGCUUUAAGCUCGCACUUCUGGAUAAUUGUCGCCGCUACUGACUGCCAGGUUUGGGCAGCAACAUCUGGAGGAACUGAAAAAGCAUGCAAGACGACAGUUUAGAAACCUCAACUUCUAUAUCUCAGCUUCUGAGAGAGAGUUAUUUAGCUGAAACUAAGCAUCAAGGGAAGAGUGAAAGAAGCAGAUCAGAGCCAGUUUCUCAUAAUUUCCACUAUGGCAACACUUCUGGUGAUUCAGAUGAGGUAGCUGCUCAAGAUGACCUUCCUGAUCUCUCUGCCUUUUUAAGCCAAGAAGAGCUUGAUGAAAGUGUAAACCUAGCAAGACAAGCUAUUGAUCAGAAUCCACUGGAAACUAAACAGGAUGAGCUUCAGGCACAGUCACAGCAUCCUCCAGAUCAGCUGAACAACCCGGGAAAACACAAACAAAUGGCCCAGUCUACAGCUUUCAAAACAUCAGACAACGGCCUGCACUCCAACUUUUGUCAGGACCAUAUCAGAAAUACAAAGGGCUCCAAAGGGAGCUCUCAAGAUCUGAAGAAACAUCACCUCCCCUCUGAAUCAGAAUCCAAAAAGGAAUUCCUAAACAAGGCAGCAGAUUUCAUUGAGGAGCUCUCCUCACUUUUCAAAGCUCACAACUCUGAAAGAAUAAGACCCCGAACAUGCAAAAACUACAGGAGCAAGAUUGAUUCCAAGAAUAAAUCUGCUCAAAAAGGUGGCUCUAGUCUGUCUCUCACAUCAGAAAACAGAGAAAGGCUUUCCAUUCCAGCAUCUCAAGACUUGGAAAACAAAGCAGAAAAAACAUUUGAACAAACAGAUGAUCAACAGGCAGCAAACUUGGAAUCUGUUAAUCAAUUAACAAGUGCAGAGCUAAAAACAGAGUCAGAAUCUGCAUCUGUAUAUUCUGAUGAGCCUAUCGGACAACCACCACGCUUUACUCAGAAACUGAAGAGCAGGGAAGUUCCUGAAGGAACCAAAGUGCAAUUGGACUGCAUUGUGGUAGGAAUCCCAGCACCUGAAGUCAGGUGGUACUGUGAAGGGAAGGAGCUUGAAAACUCACCAGACAUUCAAAUUAUCCAGACAGGUGAUCAGCACUCAUUGAUUAUUGUUGAAGCUUUUGAGGAGGACACAGGACGUUACUCGUGCUUUGCCUCAAACAUCUAUGGAACAGACUCCACUUCUGCAGAGAUUUACAUAGAAGGAAUCUCUUCUUCUGACUCUGAAGGUGAAAUCAUCACAAACGAAAUGGAUCACAAACCAAGGACAGCAGACACCCCUGUGAAUGCAGCAUCUCCUGCUGUCAGAACUGCAACCAAGCAUCAAGAAACCUCCAAGGCACCACCAGCUGUGUUCCAGCCCGUGUCUGUACCUGUCCAGACUGUGCCAACAUCAGUUAAUCCGGCCCAAAGCCCCACUAACUAUUUACAAGGACUGGAUGGAAGACCUAUAAUUGCUGCUCCUGUAUUUACAAAGAUGUUACAGGAUAUUUCAGCUUCUGAGGGGCAGCUUGUUGUCUUUGAAUGUCGGGUGAAAGGAGCUCCUUCCCCAAAGGUUGAAUGGUAUAGAGAAGGAACACUGAUAGAAGAUUCUCCAGAUUUUAGGAUAUUACAGAAAAAACCACGAUCUAUGGCUGAACCAGAGGAAAUUUGUACUCUCGUUAUUGCUGAAGUAUUUUCAGAAGAUUCUGGCACUUUCACCUGUACUGCAAACAAUAAAUAUGGCACAGUAUCCAGUACAGCACAUCUCACUGUCAGAGCAUCCGAAGACAGCAGCAAUGCUGCCACCCUUCACACCACGAGCUCCAUCGACUUCGUUGCUACUGAACACCAACCUCCCCCACAUGCUCCUUCCCCCCACGGAACAAACCAAACACCUAAACCUAAACUUGAAGGUGUUCUCGUGAACCACAACGAACCCAGAUCGAGUUCCAAGAUAGGGCUCCGUGUGCACUUCAAGCUGCCCGAAGAGGAGAGAGGAAGUGAAUCAUCAUCGGAGGACGGACCCGGUGCUACAAACCAAAUCAGACCCAACCAUUUCCCAGAGAAGAUAAACGGACAGCCAGUGAAAAUAACUGAGCCAACUUCACCAUCCAAGGAACCUCCCCCGGUACUGGCUAAACCAAAGCUUGAUCAGAGCCAGUUAAAACAGCUCCACAACCAGGUCUUGCUUGAACAGCAGCAGGUGCAUCAGGCAUCUCUAAGAGAGCUGUCAUUCAACACGGUUUCAUUGAAUUCUGCUACUUCACUCUACCAACAGUCCACCUCAACUCUGUACAAGCAAAGCUCAGCCUCUGCUUCACAAGCUUUUGGUUACACCCGCCCUAAGCAGUUCCUGCCAUCCCAAACCUCACCACCGGCCAGCUCCUUGGCCAGCUCCUCCCUUGCAGCAUUCAGCAACGUCCCUCAAGCAACUCAGAGAACAAACAACAUGGAAAAUUUCACAGGAAAUCCCCCACCUGCCCAGUCGAGGUCCUCGGGAGGGUUUACAAGCAAAAGCGAACAGCCUGUCCCAGGCCCCAAAGAACCCGCGGCGCCUCCGUUAACACUCUCCACCCCCAGCGUAAAACACUUCCAGCCACAGACUGUGACUCCUGCUCCCAUCUCCCCGACUGGACGGAUUCAGAACCCGGUGGCUUUCCUCAGUGCUGUUCUUCCCUCGCUUCCUGCUGUGCCAUCAACCAACGCCAUGGGCCUGCCCAGAAGUACUCCAGCCAUCCCAACCCAGGGAUCAACAAAGAAAAAUCUGAAGCCUCUGCCAUUAGCAACAAGUGAUUCCAUUCGGGAAAAUAAAGCUGCUCUUUUAAAGGACCUGGAAAGAAAAUUGCAUUUCAGAGAGGAUGCUAAUCAACACAGCAGUCAGCAGGAAUACAGGAUUUCAAGCUUUGAGCAGAGGCUGAUGAACGAAAUAGAAUUUCGCCUUGAACGAACCCCGGUGGAUGAAUCAGACGAUGAAGUCCAACACGAGGAAAUCCCUACAGGCAAAUACAUAGCACCCAUCUUUGAUAAGAGACUCAAACAUUUCCGGGUAAUGGAAGGAUCCCCUGUCAUAUUCACCUGCAAAAUAGUUGGAAUACCUGUUCCUAAGGUGUACUGGUUCAAGGAUGGCAAGCAGAUCUCAAAGAAAAACACGCAUUUCAAAAUGAACAGAGAAGAAGAUGGAACAUGCUCUUUACAUAUUGAAGCUGCUACCAACGAUGAUGAUGGCAACUAUACUAUUAUGGCUGCAAACCCACAAGGGAGAAUCAGUUGUUCAGGCCACCUGAUGGUUCAAAGUGUCCCUGUGCGGAGCCGAAUAACAACAACUCAGCCUCACAGAACACGACCCCGAGUGCCAGAAGGAGACAAAGAGGCAGUUCAAGAACGCUUUUUCAGGCCGUACUUUCUACAGGCUCCAGGUGACAUGGUAGCACACGAAGGGCGACUUUGUAGGUUGGAUUGUAAGGUGAGUGGGUUACCAACUCCAGACCUGACGUGGCUCCUCAAUGGCAAACCUGUGCUACCAGAUGGCACCCACAAGAUGCUGGUCAGAGAGACUGGAGUUCACUCUCUGCUGAUUGAUCCUCUCUCCCAAAACGAUGCUGGAACUUACACCUGCCUUGCCACUAAUAAAACAGGACAAAAUUCGUUUAGUCUGGAGCUCACUGUUGUAGCAAAGGAAGUAAAAAGAGCCCCCAUGUUCUUGGAGAAGCUUCAGAACUGUGGUGUUCCAGAAGGGUACCCCGUCAGAUUAGAGUGCAGAGUUGUGGGAAUGCCACCCCCCGUAUUUUACUGGAAGAAGGAUAAUGAGACCCUCCCAUCAAACAGAGAGAGGAUGAGCAUGCAUCAAGACACAACAGGGUACGUCUGCCUCCUCAUCCAGCCUGCCAAGAAAGCAGAUGCUGGCUGGUACACCUUGUCUGCAAAAAACGAAGCUGGUAUCAUCUCUUGCACUGCUCGACUUGACAUAUACGCUCAGUGGCACCGCCAAAUUCCACAACCGCUCAAGCUCCGCCCCGGUGGCAGCCGGUACGCAAACCUCACCAGCCAAGGACUCGACAUCUUCCCUGCCUUCCCAGCUCCUGAGAGCCCUCUGCUCUUCUCAUCCCCGCCCCAAAAGCUGGUGGAGAGUGAAGAACUUUGAAAAACAAACACUUGUUCCAGUUACACCCGCAGAGAUAUCAGAACUGUGAAAAAAUAAAUAAUAAAAAAAAAAAAAAAGAAGAGGUACAAGUGAAAUGCUAAUGGUUUACAAGCAACUUGUUUAUAAUUAAGUGUACUGCUGCUGCAAAUGUUGCAACUAAUACAUCAUACAAGACUUUUGCAUAUUAUUUUAAUGCAGGAUAAUUGUGGUAUGGAGUGUUGUGCAAUAAAUUCAGUACUGUGUAGUUUGCUAAGAAUUACAUAGUAAACAUAGUUUUCAGCACCUAAAAGCCAAUACCACUUUUACUUCUUGAAUUGAAGCUACUGCACUGUAGCUGCCACGGUAAGGAUUGAUGCUGAUGAGUUGGAAUACUGCCAGUGAAAACAUUGACAUUACAGUAACAGCAAUCUUAAUGAGGGUAAACAACAAGACUUUGAAUGUAAUUCUAAAAAACAUGCCAAAUAAUCACAAAGCACAAGUUAAAGGGGAAAGAUGUAAGUCAUUUUUAUAUGAUUAUUACCACAGAAUCACAGAAUAUGCUGAUUUGGGAUUAUCUUAGAAUUUUUGAACUUCAGAUUAGAUAAAUAUAGUGUUUCAUGUAGGUACAGCUGUAUAUCCUAAAUAUUUAUAUUUGUUUGUGUGUGUGUGUACUCCAUGGAUUGUGCAUUCACAGUGUAAGGGUUCAUAAAAUAAGGUACAGGGCAUGUGCAUAAGGUGCCAGCUUAGAAAAUGAAAACUCCUUUUGUCUGAAACAUGGGCCCAUUGCUGAAACUAUUUUCCAGAUGUGCUUCCUACUUUUUUCUUUACCCUGUUAGUGAUCAUCUGUCUUUAACACAGAUGAUAGCAAGCUUAUAAGUUUCUGUCUCUGUUUCCUAAUUUUUAAUGUGCCCCUGCCAUCUAACUCAUUUUAUAACUAACUGAAAAGGAAUUAUCAUCUGGUAAACUUUUACCAUCACUUAGGAAAUGAUCACAAGUGCAGUGUCUACUACGAAGACAGAAAAUCCUGCUAAUACACAAAAAUUAAAAAGUUAAGCAACAGUUAUGUGCAAAGAGCUAAAAAAAACCCUACUGUAACUAAUAAUAGUAAUAAAUAAGGCAAAUAAAUGAAAGCUCAACAGAAGGUGUUAAAUGAUAGAGUUGUCAAUAUAUUUAAAUAUAUUUAGCAUUUACACAGUUGUAUUAAUACCUCCCAGCUCUUAGACUCUGAAUGUUUAAGAUGUUUUCCUGCAUCUUUAAAUUGCUGCUAACCCUCUUCUCUGGACAUUGUUUUCAAGCAUUUCUUACUUUCUGUUUGUAACAUGGUUGCAGAAUGCAACGAAGCCCUGAUCAAAGUCACAGAAAUGAAAAAAGAAAUUAACAGAUACUUUCAUUUUAGACUAUAUUUGGGGUUCUUUCAAAUUUAAAGUUGUAACUGAAAAAAACUAGAUAUGCAAAGAAAACAAUGGGAAGUUAUCUUAAGAGUAAAAGAACAUUGGAUAUAUCCAGAGACUGAGAAAGAGAAUGCCUUUCACUGGGUUUCCCACAAAUACAGCUGCUGUUAUCCCUAACUACUGGUUCCCUAAGGGUUUAGAGGAUGUGAAUUUCUUGUACUGUGAGUGAACGCCACACAACAAAACCAUCAUUAUAACUCUCAUGCUUUUGUUAGAAAUCUCGGCAAUUCACCCCAGAACGAUCAGACCAGAAAGCCAAAACACAUUCGUACCCCGAGGCACAGAACAAACUGCAGAUACUUCCCUGGGAAAGCAGAAAUAUCAGUUGUUGCCCAUGUUGUACCUCUUCCCUGGCAAACAAAAUAGAACUAAUAGCUAUUCAAAGUGAUGCAUCGAGUGACUCCAGUUACGAGGUGCCCAGCUUCAGACACAUUGUGGAUCUGAAUUUCUCAGAUAGAGAAUCUACUGCUCCUCUUGUCUUCACUUUUUAAGGAUGGCUUAGGGAUUCCAUUUUUUGCCUGGGAUCUACCCUAUUAGGCAAGUCUAGCUACAACAGUGAUCACUUGAAACAGAGUUCUUUACACAGUACAGAAGAAAGGAACACUAGUACUUAGUACUGGCAAAUAUCUGGUUACCAGUGCUGGAAUCACACUGCUCAGACUGCCAGCACUAGUGGUUCUCACAUUUUACAACACACUCAAAAACUCAGUGCAAAUUCAAAGUGCACAGUGCAAAUAUGCAAACCAUAUUUCUUCCCCCUUUCUCUGCAAUUUCAGUGGAAUGUCUCCAAACUCACAUCAUUACAACUUGAACUGACCGGCUGAGGAUUAAGCGGUACAACGUUUUAUAAAAUGUACAUUCAGUUCUCUGGAAGUGGGAGGACGAGAAGCUACUGUUCAAAGACUUUUUCCAAAGAUCUGUGCAAGGAGGAUUAAUCCUUAGUCAUUCAAGAAGGGGCCCUAGAAAUCUCACCGAGAGUUAGGCUACAGAAAACGGAUCACCAAAAUCUGUCAGCUGAACAUUCUCUCCUGGACAGUGUUUGCAAAAGGAUCAAAACCCAUCACAUUUCCCUCCAUAAUGUAGAAGUCAGUAAUUUGAAUUACUUCCAGUGCAUCUGAUAGAAACAAAAUCAGAAUCUGAUCCCAAAUGGUCUGUAGUCAUUACAUUUUGUUAGUUAACUGUUACAGAACACUUUUCCUCUGCGUACACUGAGCCCAUAAAGCGAGUCUGUACAGGCAGCUUAUGUGAAUGGAUGUCAAAUGCUGUCAGUAGUAUUGAUAUGCUCAUCACAAGGAAGACUCGACAGAAAAAGACACCAAAAUUAUGUUUGUUGUUAAGUGGUGGAAAAGCCAAUGGAAAAAGGCUUGUGUAAGCAGCAGAGACAGCACUGAGUUGUUUAAGUUGUGGGCUUGUGAAGGAUGGCACUGCCUUCCCAUACUAUGUCAAGCUGUGCCAGAGCCUGUGCAACCGUGCUCCUUCCUGACCAACACAGCUGCUCGUCGCUGGUGUUUAUUGAAGAACUGAUCUGACUCCACACUAACACAGCAUUUCAUUCUCUGGCUCAGGGCAGGCUAAUGCAGCAACAAAAAUCAAUGCUAGACCUUCCGCUGAGGUCACUGUUAGCUAUUAACUGCCAAAAGUCCAUGAAACCACCCCAGUGUGGAGCACAGUGCUGGAUCAGUACAACACAGAGAUGGCCAGGUUUGUAACCUCUCAAGUGUUUACUGAUUCAGAAUCUUGAGGUUUAUUUGGUUUCCCCUUUACUCAAAGUCCUGGUUUUGUACAAAAUCAGAGGCACAGUAUCUUGGAAACAAGCAGAAAUGACAGCAUUUGCAUUGCAAUUCUAGAUUCAGAAAGUAUUGUCUUUGCUUUAAAAUUUUGGUCCAGAUGGAUGCCAACCCAGCCUGCAGCAGCACAGAGGGCUGCACUUGGUAUCAUUGGACCUCUUGCCUUAAAACUGCUGCACUGAGUUCCUUGUUUUCAUCUGCAAGGUGGAACAACCCUUCCCAAUGCCUCACGUCUGCCAGUGUGAGGAAAUGAGAGCACACACUUCAAACAGGAGAAGCCAGGUCUGCAGUUCUUCAUCUUAAUACAUAAACAAGUGCCAGUCCCAACUGAUCACAGUAAUCGUAGGUAUUUCCAACAAGUCUGGAAUAAGAAUUCAUUUAAGAACUGUGUUCUUAAUGCUACCAGGUUUAAAAGCAUUACUUUCUGGAAAAUGUCGUCAAACAAAAUGAUUUACAAGACUUAACAAAAUAUUUAUACUGAAAAAAAUACUUGAGAAGUGAUUCAUUGAAAAUUAUCUUAUUAUUUCCAAUAUAAAGAUGUUCACUUUGAGCUUUAAGAUUCUAGUUUAUAUCUUUUCUUAAUUAAAGUUGAUAUUUUUUAUUUUUUGAUCCAAAGUCAUUCUCACUGGGAAGAAAAAAUGUUAAUAUCAGUUUUAAAGUACAUUUUAAGUGCACAUGAAAGGAAAAAAACAAAACACCUGCCCUUCAUCUCACCUGAACUUCAACAAAUGCUUCAAAGUUGCAUACAAGACUGUGUCGUUCACACAUUUGGAUAAUUGUGAAAAUGUGCAACAAUCCAGAAGUUCUCAGAACUUUGCUGUGACAGCUGAUUAAUAGAAUCAGACCUUACAUUAUUUAGAAGAAAAUCAUAAAGUACUGUCAAGUUAUACACUAGCCAUGCUUCUAGCAGGUAGUUGUGAAAUAAAGUUGUUGCCUUUUUAAACAAUUCUUGAUAUCAGUUUCCUUUGGGUUUAAAUUAUGCUUUCUUUUGCUGAUAACCUCAGCCUCUUCACCUAAGGUUGAAAGAACGAGUAUUCUCAGGGAUAGAGAAGAACAGAACCAAAAAAAGGAUGAGUGCCAACACAUUUGCUGGCUGUGAUUUUGCUUUCCCAUAACCACAUUUCCCCAUUCUUACCUGAUUCCUGUGUACUUCUGUGCCUGCCAGGUCAGAGAAAACCUUCUUAAGACCAUUUUAGCUCAGCUGCUUCCUCUAAGCAACACAAGCUGCUUUUAUUAACGCCUUUCUAUUCCAAGUCCACCAUAAAGAACCAUUUAUUGCAUAAUAAAAAGAAAUCCUGGGCCGUAUGUACUGUGAAUUUAAGUGGAGUUCUCCACUUACAGCAGGGGGAAUUCUGCUCAAAAACAAACAUCCUUUAUGAUCACACAGUCUGUUAGCAGCAGGCAUCAUGGGUUUUUUAAAGAAAUUGAAAAAUAUUGAAGACAAUCUGAAAUUUUAGAAAAAAAAAAAAUUACUAUGCACCCCAGGCUGCAGGAAGCCAGUCAAAAAUUAACUUCUUAUUCCUUGGAGUUACAUAUGCAGAUAUUUUAAGCAAAUCCUGUAUAAGAUACAUUUUGCAUGCUAAUUUCAGUACAAAUGAAAACUGGACUACACAUUAGGAAAAAACUUGUAGACAAUACUAAAAUGUACUCUUUGGUAGAAAAUACAUUUGUAUAUUAUACAGGGGGUUGGUUUGGGGUUUUGAAAGCCACUAUUUCUCAGAAUGUAAUUCAAGUUAAAAAUAUAGAGCAUUUUUUAAUAAGUUCACAAGUACUAGGUGAAAUCAAUGUUUGUUAUAAGAUAUCUGUGUAGAGGAAACACUGGACUGCUUCUUCCAUGAAUAAAUAUGUCUUUAUCCUCA